This is a messenger RNA of Oncorhynchus mykiss (rainbow trout), 4673 nucleotides long. The record is from RefSeq and is a predicted model, not a curated record. Lineage: Eukaryota; Metazoa; Chordata; Actinopteri; Salmoniformes; Salmonidae.
UGAGAGAGAGAGAGACUGUCACCAAACAGAUCGACUGAGUUUGGUAGCCUUACUGCACGGACCACACACACACUCUCCACAAUGCCGCAUCGGCCCAGCACGUCACCUACAUCGAGCUAACCAAGUGCCGAGAAAAGAUAUAGACCAGAGGACUUCCAAGGAGACAAACAGCCAUGGAGGGUCUCUACUUUGACGUCAAGCCCCGUGACCAACGCCCCAGCAGCCCUCCCCUUCCCCUCACCCCAAACACCGCCCCUCCCCUCCCUUCUCCUUUAGCCCCCUCCCCCCUUAUUCUCCCCCAUAACAUAACCUCUUUCUCAGCCCUCACCCCCUCCCCCUCGUCACCCACCCCCCUCACCCCCAACACCAUUCCUCACCCAGCCCUCAGCCCCUCCCCCUCGGCAUCCUCCCCCCUCACCCCCAACACCCAUCCUCACCCAGCCCUCACCCCAUCCCGCCUUAACCUCACCCCUAACAGAUCGUCCUACACAACCCUCACCCUUACACCCUCCCCCCUCCACCUCACCCCUCUCGGAAGAAACACAGAGGAAGAGGAGGAAGAGGUUCAAUACAGACUGACUCUGGUUGGCUGCCUCCCGGUCCAUCACCUGACCACCAUGGCCAUGCUGCCCUGGGUCGUGGCUGAGAUCGGGAGGCCUCGGCCUGGGGAGAGAGACAAGCCCGUAGUGGGUCGGCCGCCUGGAAGUCCUGCAAGUAGAGGCACACACACCGGAAACGGAGAGAGCGUUUCCUCACGACGACACCAGGCGGUGUGUCUGUGUGUGUCCGCCUCGUGGGUGAGGUGUGUGUGGACGGAGGAGGAGGUGGAGAGGGACAGGCGACCGUGGGACCCCCUCACACACACGGUGUUGUUUGAGUGCCGGCCGCACCACGUCACCAAGCUACUCCACAACAGCAGGGAGCCGUGUAGCUUUGGUUGUCUGGUUCGAGACACACAUCUCUGUUACUGCUACGUCUUCCAAUGCCAGGACUGCACCAAGGUCCCCGAGAUCAUCAGUACGCUGCGUCAGGCCGGGAAGAGCUCGGCGCGCAACGAUGACCUCGCGGCGCCCAAACCCGCCGCCUCUUCCUCAGAAGACUGUACUCCGUCCGCGUCGUCGGCCUUCGGCGCUGCCACCAUGUUCGCCAAGAGGUUUGAGGUCCUGUUCUGUGGAAGAGUGACCGUCGCUCACAAGAAAGCCCCGCCCGCCUUGAUUGACGAGUGCAUCGAGAAAUUCAGCCAAUCCGUAGGGGCCGGGGGCGAUCCUAAACCAGAAAGUGGCGGUGGAUUGGUGGACGGGCUGCGGAGAGCUCUGGCCUUGCCGACGCUAACGCGAGAUGGAGGAACUGGGGAUGGAGCGGUCAGGGGAGGAGGAUACGGUGCCUCAAGUGGUGGGAGGCCGGUGGUGUUCCAACCAGACCCCAGUUUCCCCUGCCUCCGGGCCCUGGAUGAGAACGGCCUGUCACCUGAACUACACACACACACCGCUGGGGUCCAGCCCACCAGUCUACAGGAGAACAGGACCAUGCUGUUCAUGGUGGGUCGGUCUCAGAUCUUCCUGGUCAGUCCAGACACUAAGAAGGUUGCCAUAGAGAAGAGCUUCAGAGAAAUAUCUUUCUGCUCACAGGGUAUUCAUCAUGUGGAUCACUUUGGGUUCAUCUGUAGAGAGACAGUAGAAGGAGGGAGCUGUACAUUCGUCUGCUAUGUCUUCCAGUGUACUGAUGAAUCCCUGGUGGAUGAGAUCAUGUUGACUUUAAAGCAGGCGUUCUCUGUGGCCGCCCUGCAGCAGAGUGUAAGGACCAGGAGCCAGCAGUGUGACAGUUGCCCCAUGCAGCAGCUGCACAAGCUGUGUGAGAGGAUAGAAGGUCUCCUCCCGUCUAAAGCCAAGCUCGAGUUUCAGAAACAUCUGGCCACACUGGACAACCAGGAACAAGCUGCUGUGUUCGAGCACACUGUGAGGGCCAGUCCUAAGAGUGACCAGGAGGAGAAUGAGCUGGUGAUGGGGUCUUUGAGGAGUCUGUAUGAACAGAAACAGAGGAGUCAUCAACACACAGAUCACAGACCGGUACCAGAGGCUCCAGCCCCAGUAGAGGUCCAGUCCAGUAGCAGACAGAGAUUAGAGCAGUUUAAAACCAGAGCAAAACGCUCCCUCACAGAGUCACUGGAGGGCAUCUGGAAGGGAAGUAGCAAAACCAGGGCUCAGAGAGAGAACAGUGAAGGAGACAUCAGUUCAUCUGACUCUACACUGAACUCCACUGAACAGGACCCCUCCCUAGAAGACCCCCUCCCCUCCUCCAAUCCUCUGCGGUCUCACAACUCUACAGGGGACCUGAAACGUCUGGACACCUCUCCUCUCUCCGUCUCUCCUUCCUUCUCAUCCCUGUCUCUGUCCUCCCGGGACGCACGGUCCCAGCCGCAUGGCUUCAGGCGGAGAGCCAGCACCUUCAGCCACUCCCCUUCCUACCACGAUCACGCCCCUUCCUACCCUGACCACACCCCCUCGUAUACACACACACCCCAGGUACCCAGCGGCUCCACCAAGCCCAAACUGGUCCGGCACUACUCUGUCAGCACCGACACUCCGCACCAGAGCAAACGACUCCAGGCGGACCCUACUCUUCCUUUCCUCUCCUUCCCCUCUCCUCUUCUCUCUCAUCGACCCUCAUCCCCCUCUCUCGGGGGUCGCCUGGCCAAACGAAGUCCUCUGGGAGGUCUGCGCGCUCGUCUCCGCUCCUCCUCCUCUGUUCCCAACUUCCUCAAACUCCUCGCUCCUGUCCACGAGAGCCACCCCUGUGACUUAGACAAGAGGAGUGACGUAGCAGCCCUGUCCAGUCCGGUAGCAGUGUGUGUGGUAGGAGACAGUCCUCUACGGAGACACUCCUGGAGACAACAGAUCUUCCUUCGUGUCGCUACCCCUCAGAAAAACACUGACAGCAAUGACAGGGGUGACUGCUCCCUAGAUGGCAGGGGCGUGUCUGUGUGCGGGGUUGGAGACGGAUCACUGGGCGUGGUUCCGGAAGAGAGGAAGAAACGUGGCCGAGCAGAACUGAGACGGCUGUGGAGGAAGGCCAUCCUGCAACAGACACUACUGCUGAGGAUGGAGAGAGAGAACAACAAGAUACAGGCGUCGGAGAGUAAACGCCAGCGUCUGGACUAUGAGGAGAUAACUCCCUGUCUGAAGGACGUCACGCUGGUCUGGGAGAGCAUGCUGGGAACUCAGGCCAGGUCGAAGGUCAAGUUCAACACCGACACUGUCCACUCUGCUGUCGAACAGGGAGUUCCUAGACAGUACAGAGGAGAGGUGUGGAAGUUCCUGUCAGAGCAGUUUGUAUUGAGACAACCGGUUCCUGUCAGAUGUCCAUCUGACAACAGGCCUUAUAAAGAACUGCUGAAACAACUGACCUCCCAACAGCACGCCAUCCUCAUAGACCUGGGUCGUACCUUUCCGACCCAUCCUUAUUUCCAGGCUCAGUUGGGGUCUGGUCAGCUGUCUCUCUAUAACCUCCUGAAGGCCUACUCUCUACUGGACCCAGAGGUGGGAUACUGUCAGGGUCUCAGCUUCGUAGCAGGAGUUUUGUUGUUGCACAUGGGAGAGGAGGACGCCUUCAACAUGCUCCAGUUCCUCAUGUAUCAUAUGGGGCUUCGCAAGCAGUACAGACCUGACAUGAUUAUACUACAGAUUCAGAUGUACCAGCUGUCUCGUCUCCUCCAUGACUACCACAGAGACCUGUACGUCCAUCUGGAACAGCAUGAGAUAGGACCGUCUCUCUAUGCUGCUCCCUGGUUCCUCACGGCCUUCGCCUCGCACUUCCCUCUGGGCUUCGUAGCCAGGGUGUUUGACAUGUUGUUUCUCCAGGGUUCGGAGGUGAUCUUCAAGGUGUCGCUAAGUCUUCUGGGUAGUCACAAGCCCUUGAUCCUACAGCACGACAGUCUGGAGUCUAUAGUGGACUUCAUCAAGACUACAUUACCUAACCUGGGACUGGUCCAGAUGGAGAAGACCAUCAACCAGGUGUGUGAGAUGGACCUGUCCAAUCAGCUGCAGGCGUACGAGGUGGAAUACCACGUCUUACAGGACGAGCUGUGUGACACGCCCGCUCACCUCAACCAAUCGCAGCGCACCGCCCAGCUGGAACGCACCAAUCAGAGCCUCCGACAGCAAAACCUCGACCUGCUGGAGGAACUGCAGGUGUCCCAGGCUCGUGUGUGUCGUCUGGAAGGCCAGGUGGAGGGGCUGGCCCAAUCGGAGGCUCUGCUGAGAGAACGGGUGUUCGACCUGGAGGAGGAGAGAAACGGACUGCGGAGCGCCGUCACACACCUGCACACACUCCUCACCGCGCUGGGAAUACACACACACACAACGCACGGGGACUUCAACCUGGACCCUCACACACACUCCACUGCCGACACAGAUGGCCCGAGAGAUGGACAGAGAGAUGGCCAGAGAGAUGGACAGAGAGAUGGCCCGAGAGAUGGCCAGAGAGAUGGACAGAGAGAUGGCCCGAGAGAUGGCCAGAGAGAUGGCCCGAGAGAUGGCCAGAGAGAUGGACAGAGAGAUGGCCCGAGAGAUGGACAGGGUGUGGACGUCCCCACCAGAGAGGAGCCCAGACUGGGACAAGGGACAGCGAUGUCCUCCCCUCUCCUCCCUCAUCCACUGGCUCUACCAGAACACUGA